Leguminivora glycinivorella is the source of this 1581-nucleotide messenger RNA. RefSeq names its product serine protease inhibitor 3/4-like. The transcript is spliced from 8 exons. Bases 46 to 1197 code for a protein of 383 amino acids. Gene Ontology annotation, molecular function: serine-type endopeptidase inhibitor activity. NCBI's taxonomy places the organism in Eukaryota, Metazoa, Arthropoda, Insecta, Lepidoptera, Tortricidae. The record is from RefSeq and is a predicted model, not a curated record.
GGGUAGACAGUUCUAUGACUCAGUCUUAAGAUAUACGCGGUAGAGAUGACAACAUCUUCAGAACAUGUCGCGAAUUUCGGAGCGCGGUUCUGCAAUGAGCUACAAAAGGACAAAAGUUUCAUCUGCUCUCCUCUGUCAGUGGAGACAGUGGUGGCGUUAGUGGCCCGCGGGAGCAGCAACGAGUCUCGUGCAGAAAUAUUCAAGGCUCUGGACAUCCUUAAUGAAGAUGAUCUUUUCUCCACCUUCAUAUCCAUAACGAAAACCCUAGCUUCCACCACUAAUCCUUCAAAAUUUAGAACAUGCGAAGAUGUCACAUUGAAAAUCGUCAACAAAAUCUAUAUAAAGAAGGGGGCAGCACUUAAACCGGCCCUUAAGAAGGAUGCAGAAGAAGUAUUUAAUGCCAGUUUGGAACAAGUAGAUUUUAGACAUGGUAAUUGUACUGCGAAUGCUAUUAAUACAUGGGUGGCAAAUCAAACUAACAAUACAAUUAAAGAUAUUGUUUCUGCUGAGAUGUUUGACGAUAACACACAACUUGUGCUGAUCAAUGCAAUUUACUUCUAUGCUUUCUGGGAGCAUCAAUUUAACGCCGAAGAUACAUACCCAAGAGUAUUUCAUGUCAAUAACUCAAAGAAAAUCAAUAUUAAACAGAUGAGUCUGAUGGGAAAACCUUUCAAUUACAAGCACAGUGAGGAGUUAAAAGCGAAAAUACUGCAAAUGUUUUACAUUGGAGGUGAGGCCAGUAUGGUAAUAGUUUUGCCAGAUGAAAUCGAGGGUCUGAGUGAUUUGAUGAAAAACAUGGCAUCCGGGCACGAUCUGAUGGCAGAGAUCAAAAGUCUAAAGAAGAAAGAUCUUCAAGUAAUCAUACCGAAGUUUAAGGUUGAAUCUCAUAUCAACCUAAAGGAACUACUUCCUAAGAUGGGAAUUAAUUUAAUAUUUGAUCAGAAUAAGUCAGAAAUCAACAUGUUGUCAAGUGACGACCGUCUGUUUGUAUCCGAAGCCAUUCAAAAAGCUUUCAUUGCGGUGGACGAACUGGGCACAGAAGCGGCAGCAGCCACACAAAUCAUGUGGCGUAAUAUGUGUGGGCGACAUUGGACCGGAGAGACCUUUGCAGCAGACCAUCCUUUUCUCUACCUACUCACUGUCACAGCUCUGCAGAUCCCUGUAUUUUAUGGAACCUAUAAUGGAACAGCAAAUUAAAACAAUUAGGAACUGUGUAACACUACUUUUAUGUACACAAUGUGAUUGAUUGAUAAAAGACCGAUUUUUCUACACACAUUUGAUUGUAGAGAUGUAUCUAAAUACCUUAUCUAGCCCGUAGCCGAACGGCAUUUCUACGACGCGAAAUGAAAAUGAAAGGCCGCGAAAGGUAGUCUGGCUCUGUCGCGCCAAUACGCAAGAGCGAUAGAGAUAGAUAGCUACGAAAGAGAUAUUAUCGUGAGCGUUUGUGCAUUCGGCUACGCACACUGGUUUCCUUUCUGGUUGGUCGCCAAACUGUAUAUCACAGAUUAAAAUACAUCUGACUAUUUUUUAAUGUUAUAUCUUCAUCAUAUUAUACAUAAUAGCCUAUAAUAUAAGCUCAUA